This is a messenger RNA of Phycodurus eques (leafy seadragon), 1063 nucleotides long. RefSeq names its product beta-1,3-glucuronyltransferase 1 (glucuronosyltransferase P) b (gene b3gat1b). The transcript is spliced from 6 exons. The record is from RefSeq and is a predicted model, not a curated record. Lineage: Eukaryota; Metazoa; Chordata; Actinopteri; Syngnathiformes; Syngnathidae. Gene Ontology annotation, cellular component: Golgi membrane. Gene Ontology annotation, molecular function: galactosylgalactosylxylosylprotein 3-beta-glucuronosyltransferase activity. Bases 1 to 1005 code for a protein of 334 amino acids. Gene Ontology annotation, biological process: chondroitin sulfate proteoglycan biosynthetic process; carbohydrate metabolic process.
AUGCCGAAAAGACGAAACAUUGUUGCCAUUCUACUGAUCCUAUUGCCUUGGAUCUUACUCAUCUAUGUUUGGGACGACAGCACCAGCCCCCCUCUUCUUGCAAGACUUAAGGGUAAGAAAACUGAAGGGAGACACAGAGGCAGUCCAAGCUCCAGCAAUACCUUUGCUAACAAAGAGUCCCGCUCACAGAACAUAUUCGAGGUGGUGCGUUCUAAGGAUGUCUAUGCCAAGCCACUACCCAAUUCUGACAUCCUGCCAACCGUCCAUGUCAUCACCCCUACCUACCGGCGGCCGAUGCAGAAGGCUGACCUCACUCGUCUAGCCAACACUUUGCUCCAUGUGGCCAACCUGCACUGGAUCGUGGUGGAGGACUCGCAAAAGAGGACAGCUCUGGUUAGUCGUCUCCUCCAUGAGACGGAACUCAAUUACACGCACCUAAACGUGCAGACGCCUCAGAACUUCAUUACGUAUGGUCGCCCAGAUCCUAAAUUCCCAAGGGGGACCUUACAAAGAAACCUGGCUUUGCGGUGGCUUCGAGAGACCUUCAAUGUAUACAAAACCCAGCCAGGCAUCGUCUACUUUGCCGAUGAUGACAACGCUUACAGCCUGAAAGUAUUUGAGGAGAUGCGAUCUACCAGAAAGGUCUCUGUGUGGCCCGUUGCAUUUGUUGGGGGCCUUCGCUACGAGUCCCCCAAGGUAAACAGCUUGGGAAAGGUGUAUGGCUGGAAGGUUGUAUAUGACCCACAUCGACCCUUUGCCAUUGACAUGGCUGGCUUUGCAAUAAACCUGCACCUCAUCCUGUCAAAGCCUCAGGCAUAUUUCAAGCUAGAUGCAAAGGGAGGUUACCAGGAGAGCAGUUUGUUAACGGAGCUGGUCACCCUCAACGAUCUGGAGCCUAAAGCAGAAAACUGCACUAAGAUAUUAGUGUGGCACACUCGUACAGAAAGGCCUUUACUGGUAAAUGAAGGAAAGAAAGGAUUUACAGACUCGAAUGUGGAGAUAUGACAUCCGCUACCCAAAACAGAUGAGAUGGCAGAUGGUCUCCUGGGGCAUCUCCUCCAAG